AUCUUCAAAAGUCUUGAAUGCAUUCGAUUCUGGUUUUGGUUUUGUAAUUCUGUCAAUCAUUCUAUUCUUUCUUUGACUAAACUCUUCAACUGAUGUUUACAUUCAAUUGACAAUCAACUCAUUCGUGUUGUCUUUAAUUUGUUUUUUUAUUAAACACUUCUCUGUGAGAAUCAGAUGGAACUCAUUAUCCCUAACUCUAUUAGUCAUCAAACAACAAGUUAUGACACAACAAGUGAUGGCGAGAUGAGAAUUCCUCGGCCGCCGAAUGCCUUUAUGUUGUUUGGCAAAGAUUACCGCAAAGUAUUGGCCACAAAGUUUCAGARCUUGUCUAAUAAACAAAUUAGUAAACUGUUGGGCAACGAGUGGAAGAAUAUGAAUCUGGAAGACAAAACUAAGUAUCAACAGAUGGCUCAGGAGGCCCAUCAACAACACCUUCAGAAAUAUCCAGGAUAUUAUUACAGCCCAUUAGAGGCACGUCAGAGAAAAGCUGAACGAAAACGCAAGACAAGAAUGUCACGAACCUAUCAGCGAACCAAAGAAGAGACCGUAAAUGAAAGUCCAAUGAUUGCGCCAUUUGGUGGACACAGAUUUCCAUUUCAUAGUCCUAUCCAUCCAUUGAUAAGACCUGUGUUCGGUACACCUAUUCCUCCGCGAGUCAGGUUUGGUCAGCCGUACUUUCGGCCGCCACAACCGUUCGGCGGUUUUGCACAUUUCACAAAUUUUGUUUACCCGCCAACUCCAAGACCUCAACUGAUUGUUUCUGUUAAUAAUGACCACAAUUAUGCGGCACAACAGUCUACUGAUCAGUUGAGCGAGCAUUACAUUGACAUCAAUGAAGAUGAAGUUUCUCUUGAAUCGCAACCACAACAACAGCAAGAGUUUGUUUCUAAUGAAAUAUACCAACAAUUUGAGGACCAACUGCAAGAUGUGUCGCAAACUACAAAUCUAGAAAUGCUAUCAAAUUUCUUGCCUCCGAUGCAUAAUCCGAACAUUGAGGUCACAUCUGUCGAUAUCAAUGGUCUCAGACAUGAUAUUCUUUCUAAUGAAGAAGUGACUAAAAUGAUGAACGCAAGUGUCGAUCACUAUGUGAAUCAAUAUAUCAAAGAAGAACCCAUUGAUAUGACGACAAUCGAUGAUUAGAUGAAUAUCAGCGAAGAAAUUGUUAGUAAAACUUUAAAAAUAGUGAUUGUC
Molecule: messenger RNA, 1191 nt
Organism: Oppia nitens
Lineage: Eukaryota; Metazoa; Arthropoda; Arachnida; Sarcoptiformes; Oppiidae
Product: transcription factor Sox-7-like
Exons: 3
Coding region: 175-1140 (321 amino acids)
Biological process (GO): regulation of DNA-templated transcription; anatomical structure morphogenesis; cell differentiation
Molecular function (GO): DNA-binding transcription factor activity, RNA polymerase II-specific; RNA polymerase II cis-regulatory region sequence-specific DNA binding
Source: RefSeq, a predicted model, not a curated record